Messenger RNA from Sclerotinia trifoliorum, 6981 nucleotides. The record is from the annotation of a GenBank genome assembly. NCBI's taxonomy places the organism in Eukaryota, Fungi, Ascomycota, Leotiomycetes, Helotiales, Sclerotiniaceae.
AUGGUCUCGGAGAUGAGCUCGGAUGAAUUCGAGAUGGUUGAUUCUGCCGACAUUUCUAAGCAAAUGCUUGCGGAUGAAAAGCCAGACCUCGCGUCGAUUAAGGCAUGGUUGAAUCCUACAGACUAUUUAGCUUCAUCCAGCGAGUUCAAUCGCCAUUUCUCAUCCAAAUCCCCUGAAACAGACGAAUGGAUUAGAAAGACCUCACAAUUUAAUCGAUGGCAUUCAUCUGUUGAUCAUGGGUCUAUCUGGAUUGAGGCAGUGCCGGGUGCGGGGAAGAGUGUCCUUGCAGCCUAGAGGAGGAACUCGUGAAACGAGACAUAUCGGUAUUUGUUCAACAGCGCGUGAUGGAGUUCGAAAUGGAUGGAAUUGAUGAGAGUAUGCAAAUUUUCAUCGAGAAGACUGUUUGCGAGCGCUCACAAGGCCUUUUCUUGUACGCUCGCCUCAUGCUUGAUGAAAUUGGGCAUUCAACCAAAGAAAAAAACUACAAGGAGGCUUCAAUACGAGAAAUGAUUACCGAUUGCCCGCAGGCCUUGAGGAGAUGUGUAUAAUAGGCUGCAUUUGAAUCAUGCAUCACUUACAAACAUCCAUCAAGGUAUUCAAGUCAUUAUUCUACAACUGGUUACUCAAUCGGCACGACCCAUGCGCCUUAUCGAAAUUGGCAAAGCUAUUGAAGACAAUCCCCACGUCAUAAGAAGUGGCAAAGACAGCAAAGAUAUUGUCAGGUCUAGUUGUGGUCCAGUUUUAGAAAUCAUGGAAGAUGGAGUUGUUCAAAUUUUGCACCAUUCUUUCACAGAAUUUCUUUUGGGCGUUGGCCGCACUACAUCUACCACGUCAGACUUCCCCCAAUUUCCUUUCAUCGAUCCUAAAAAUGCUCAUCGAGAGAUCGCUAUUACUUGUAUCAGCCAGCUUCAAGGAGUUGCAUUUUCUGCAGACUCCAUGUUAGAUGAUACAGAUUAUGGUGGAAGUACAUAGAAUAGAGUCUGAUUGAUUGAUUGAAAAAGGAGGGUAGGGUAACUAACAACAGUUGGAAGUGAAGUAUUUGCAGAUAACAUUUAACACGUUUGUAGUUGGGAGCCCCAAGACCUGUAGCGGGUCGUUCCAUGCAACAAGAGUUUGACUUUUGUCAAUUAUUCAUCCAGUACCCACUUUUGGAGUAUGCUGCGACGGAAUGGACUUAUCAUGCCAAGAGACAUGAAUAUGAAGAUCCAAGUUUCUACGAGAAACUGGAAGAAUUUUGUAAUCAUGAAAACCGGGCAUUCAAAGCUUGGUGCACAUUGGUCGGCAAAUCGAGAUAUUCUACCGGUAUGAAUGAUUUUUGGCGACAUUCCGAUUCAUCUAUGGCAUCAGAAAAAGUGUCCCAACUUCACAUAGCUUCUGGUUUCGGGCUGGUCUGCUGGACACAAAGAUUACUAGAAAAAAGUGCGGAUCUCGACAUCCUCGACGGCCCAGAGAAUACAGCUUUUUUUGGGCUGCUAAAGGCGGUCACGUCGAAGUUAUUAAAAAUUAUUAGAUGUUGGUGCGGCGCCAAAUAUUGAUGGAUAUGAUGGGUUGAAGCCGCUUCAUGUUGCAGCUUCGAACAACCAUGCAGGAGUGGUUAAGCUCCUGCUUAGAGCUGGUACGUUAAUCCCCAUGAUUGCACGCCAUCAAUGUGAUUCAAUGAAAAGCUUGGAUAUUUUAAAUCAUUUUUGGAUGAGCAACUCCAUCAUGAACACCAAUUCACAUUCCAAUGUUUAGAGCUCGUAACUGACCUCCCGCAGGCGUCUCCCCUCUCACACCUAAAACGAAGGACGUCAAUAUGGGCAGAAGUUGUAAGAAAUUACGAUAAAAUGUUGCUAAUCAUCCAUUGAUGUUCGCUAGUGAUUCUGGAAAUUUAGAAACAGUGAUAGAGAUGAUACCAUACUGCGAGACGAAAGAUCUUGAACGCUCUCUCUUGCAAUCAGCUUAUCAUGGACAUCAUGCUCUAGUAUCUAGUCUUCUGGAAAGGAAGGAUGUUUCUCCCAAUGCAAAAGCACCCUUAGGGAAUGGCGACAUGAGCAAAAUAGGAGGACAAACUGCACUCAUGGUAGCGACAAGUUCCCUUGAACUAAGAUCUGUAAAGGUAUUACUUGAAAAUGGGGCGAUUGCGAGUCUGACAGGUACAUCUAAGAAGGAUGUUCCAGCUCCUCCAACCAAACGUCGCGUUAAUCUAUUCAAGUUGGAAGGCAGAACCCCGCUCCACAAUCUCGCUAUUGCUGCGGCAAGAGAAGAAGAUCAAGCUGCUGCGAAGGAAAUCUUGGAUAUGCUCCUAUUAGCGGGCGCGGAUUUUGAGGCCCGAGAUGAUAAUGGCGACACUCCUCUCCUACUCGCAGUGGUGACUGUCCCACUUGCAGCGGUGUAUGGUAGUAGCAAAUUUUGUCAAAACUCCAUGGAACUUUUGCUCUCGGCUAGUGCUAAUCCAGUAAGGACCAUUUUUUCUUGUACUCCUGCAUUUUGAUCUUCUAUUUCAAUGUAUAAUAUCUAAUUUUCGAGCACAUCUCGAACUUUGAUCAUCUGCGCCAAAUCAAUUACUGACUAUAUCCAUCAUAGUGUGCUAUGAGCUCCAGCGGUGAAACGUUACUCCGCCGGGCUUGUGGAGCUUUGUCAUCGACUAAAAUUGCCAAAAAAAAAUUUAGCCUUCGGAGCAAAUCCUAAUCAAGCUCGAAUUUCAAGUAGGUUAACGCCUUUACAUUGGUACGUCGAAGUGGUUCUUCUUCUCCUUUUGCCCUUGAUGCAAUACGUGCUUUGAUCUUCGAUUACCCUCUGAUUAUUCAUGCAUAAUCUUAACAAUGCGAGCUUUUAUUCCAUAGUUUCGUCCCGCAUUUGUCAUUCGAUCACUUGCUUUUGUGAUUCGGAGAUUUAUGAAUGAAGAUAUUCCUUAGAGAGCCCCUGCAGUGUUUGAUUUGAGGCUGAUAUUUCACUUAGUGCAACGGAUAAUUAUAACAUGCACAAACCAAUCGAGCAUAUCGAAUUACUUGUCAGCCAUGGCGCUGAUAUUAACACUCAAGAUACCAAAGGAAAUACUCCACUACAUCGUGCUGGUAGAUCUCGCUCAAUAGGGAUAGAUAGGCGGAUUACUGCCCUUUUGAGUUUUUAGGCUAAUCUCAAUACCCGAAACAAGCUUGGCGAGACUUGUUUACACGACACAAAUCAAGAUAUUGAUGUGAUCAAGUCCAUAAUCGACGCCGGGAUAGAUUUAGAGAUACGUGACAUGGGAGGCAUGACAGCCUUGCUUAGAGCCGUUACUAAAAUAACGGGUACGAAUGUGAAAACGAUAGAAACGCUUUUAAAGCAUUCGAGAAAGGCUUCUAUCUCUGCCCGAGCAUGGCCGCAAGGAAAAACAGCAUUGCAUUUAGCUUGUCACAAAAAGAACUCUGUCGAGAUUCUCGAAUUACUCAUGAAAUAUGGCGCUGACCUCACUUUGACAGACAGUAUGAAUGGCAAUAGUCUGUUACGCGAAGUCGCAGGAUUGUUCGACGGAGGUUCUGGAAAUGUCGCUCUGAUUGAGUAUCGGCAACAAACCGCUGUUCACAUCAUGGGACCAGUCAAAAGCUACAGUGGGUCAUCGAGAAAUAUAACCAACAGAGGGACUUUCAUCUCUAUCAUUCUUCGGCUCUGGCCCGACUUUGAUGUUAAUAUGAAAGACAUAGAAGGUUACACGCCCUUUCAUUAUGCAUGUGCUACCUCUGAAUCAUCGGCUUUUGUUUUGGUAAAGGCCGGCGCAGACUUAGACGUUAAAACUUUCAAUGGGCACACUCCUCUUCAUUGCGCUGCUCGCAGACGUCAAUGUGGUAUUAUAUCAAUGCUACUCAGCCAGGCUCAAAAUUCAGGUUCGACAAUUGACCUUAAUGCUCGAGAUUCCAAGGGAAUGACACCUCUUCAUUAUGCCUGCAUAUCAGGCAGGUCCGAAUCUGUCAGUAUCCUAAUUUCAGCUGGUGCUCAUAUCGAGAAGAAAAGCAAGAAAGGUGCCACUCCAUGAGUCGCAUGUGGUAAAUACCCCGAGGGAAAGAAAAUCUGGGAAUUGUUACAGAAAAACAGUUCUAUUGAGCUCAAUAUACGCGAUCCCUUUAGAGUUCCCUCGAGCCUCUCUUGGUACAAUAUGCGGCCUCUCCGGGAUGAGAUAACACAGCAUAACACAUGUCGUAUUGGGAUCAUUGCAAAGAUAUUACUAAAUGCUGGAGCCAGUACUGAAAGUGCAUUGUCUUUAGCACUCAAUGCAAAAUGUAUCGAACUGAUACAUGCCAUAAGGGAAAAGGAAUCUACGAAAAGCAAGACAUUUGCCGAAAUUCAACUUAUGGCGCCAAUAGAAAAUGUUGCAAAAGCGCUGGAUGAAUGCAUGGACACAGAUAUUAAUCUCAUGUAACAGAUCCCAGAAUUAGAUGAGAUUACAAUGGAUCACAUGGUAGCGAGAGGCUUUGAUUUCACAAAGGAGGUUAUAUAUAAUUACGUUUGCUUAGGGCCUCCAAUUGUUAGACUCGCAUACUAUGGAAUGACCGAAGUUAUGAACAAGAUACUCUCCAGCGUAUGUCCAUUCUUUUCGUUGCUUACGUCUUUACACUCCCUACCCCUAAAUCGGUCACUAACGCUGUUCCCUUUCGUUUAAUUAUUCACCGACUUCGGUUAUUCCUUCAAGUAGAGAAAAAAUCUCGAGUUCUGAGGUUCUCCAUAGCCCAUUUUCCGAUUUCGUUCUACACUUAUUACUUCAAAAAACUAUUAUUUUCAUUCCCUCGCCUAUCCUUGGUUUCCCCCAAAGCCUACUCAUCGUAUCCUCAAGUCGGAAGUGAAUUAAAAUGUCUCAAUUGAAAUACUAAUAAACUUUAAAGGCAAAACUAUUCGAUGAUCCCAAAUUUACCGGCGCGAUUGCAGAUAGCCGGCCAUUUAAAUUUGAUGGAUGGAGAGGCAUUCGACCACUUCUACAAGUGGCCUGUCAGCGGCCGAUCUGGAAUAUGGAUAUGGUCAAACUCUUAGUUGAAGAAGGACAUGUGGAUGUGAAUGCUCAUCAGGUAAUUGAGGAGAGUAAGAAUGGUACAAAGACUGAAAAUGAAGUCCAAGGAACUGCAGCUCUUCAUAUAUUGGCAGAGGGGAAUUUUUGGUGGCAGAUAGAGGCUAUUAGAUACUUGGGUGAACAUGGUAUGUUUCGUUUACUUGCAUUCAUCUGGCACCUUUGGAUGCUGAAUAUUAUGGUUUCAAUAUCCUGGCAUGCCACGGUGUGCUAAUGUGAAAGCAUUGGAUUUGGUACCUACAGUCGUUCUCAUCACAAGCAUCAGCUAAAACUGAAAGGAAGGAAAACUUGCAGUAAAAUGCUAAUGUGACCUCAGGUGCCGAAGUAGAUAUUUUGGACGAGAAUGGUCGGACUUCUUUAGAAAUUGCCAGUACAUACAGUGAACACGGUUCAAAAAUCGGAAGGAAAUUUUUCCGACCUCAAUGCUGUGAGGCUCUACUAAAAUUGGGAGCUAACCCUAAUAAAACCAAUCGAGAAGGCCUCACAGCUCUCAACAAGGCCCGUUCUGACAAAGAUACCGUACAAAUUCUUCUCAAAUAUGGCGCAGAUGUCAAUACGGGAACGAAAAGUGUAUUCGCAACAGCAAUUGAAAGCGGAGAUAUAGAAAUGCUUCAGCUUUAUCUCCAAAACGGAGCUGAUCCUAAUGGUCCAGAUCAUUCGACAGAUUCUAGUUUCCGAGCUCAACAUGAGACGGUUAAUGUAGCCAGAGAAUAUCCCAUUGUAAUGGCAGCGCUACUAAACGAUUAUAAGGACUAUUCUGCAUCCACAACGGCAGAGAUGGUAAAUUUACUACUAGAUCAUGGUGCCAGAGUCGAUUUACCCAUUGACCAGCAGCGAACUGUCUUGCACUACCUAUUCGCAAAUGCAACAUCGGCAUCGCUUCGUCCUUUCUUCGAAAUAUCAGGAAUCUAUAUGAACAGUAAGGAUCAGUCCGGCCGGACUGUACUCCUAUCCGCCCUUUUGAAUCCCAAUUCAAGAGAAAUGGAGGUACAUCCUGUACGAUCUGGCCGCCAUCAAGUCAAAUCAGGAUACGUGAGCCCCUACGUACACCUUAUUAAAUCAAGAACUCACGGCCCAUCGCUCGACUAUCUGGCAGUGGAUAAUGAAGGACGCCACAUAAUAUUCUACUUGCUCCCAAAUGGACCACCGGAACCGCGUCCUUAUUCCUCCCCAUCCCCGGUGUCGCUCUCUCAUCGCCCAAAAGGAUAAUGAGGUUAUUCUCCUCUCCAACGUGCUUUAUCUUCUCGCGGAUUUUCUUCAUUCAUAUCCCUCAAUGAAUUUAUUGAUAUUUUCUUAAACGAAGGAGGUGCCGAUCCUCUGGAGCCUGAUCCCAAAUCUGAUACGGCAUUACAUCAUCUAUCACGCAAACUCCCCUCUAUGCCGCCGGAUCGUCAUCUCCCAUCUAUGAACCGAUUUAUCGCUUUAGGUGGUUCCAUAAAUGCACGAAAUGAUAUGGGCAUGACACCGUUACUAGCAUAUCUUCAGGUCCGGGGAGAUCAGUCUAACCUUCCAUGGUUUAAAGAGCAUGGUGCAGAUUUCAAGAUCAAGAACAAUGAAGGAGAAGGAGCGCUACAUAUUGUUGCCAAGAGAAAAGCUGGCAAGUCACAACUCUUAAUCUAGAGAAGAGCGGAUGGGGAAGAAGAUUCCACUGCCCAAUUAUUUGAGGUGUUGGCUAAGGAGUACGGUUGCGAGGUUUUGGAUGAAGAUGAGAAGGGGAGGACGGCGUUGGACAUCGCGGCUGCAGUCGGCAAUAAGCAGAUUUUAGAGCUGCUUCAGAGGAAAAGAUAAGGCAUUCAGAUCUCAGUACCGCACUCGUGCUUAAACAUUUAUCUUUAAUCGUUCGAUUCUCGACCUAGACCCUUCGUGUAUCUCUCGAAUUGUCUAAACAAGUUGCUAACCUCAAAUGGAUUGUCAUUGAACAUUAAGCCAUGCUUUGGAUAUAAAACGUGAUGCCUUUGAGAAAC